Macadamia integrifolia is the source of this 457-nucleotide messenger RNA. RefSeq lists its product as uncharacterized. Bases 78 to 287 code for a protein of 69 amino acids. Lineage: Eukaryota; Viridiplantae; Streptophyta; Magnoliopsida; Proteales; Proteaceae. The transcript is spliced from 3 exons. The record is from RefSeq and is a predicted model, not a curated record.
CCAAAACUAACUCCCCUCAUAUUGAGUCUUAUACUCUCAAUUGCUUUUUGGAGUGUGUUUGUGUGGAGAAACCAAAGAUGGCUGAUAAUUCCCAAGCUCAGAACCUCAACUACCAAGCUGGCGAGGCCAAGGCCCAUGCUCAGAUGAACAAGGACCAGAUGAUGGAUAAGGCAACCAAUGCUAUCAAUUCUGCCAAGCAAUCAUGUCAAGAGACUGGUCAGCAAAUGAAAUCCAAGGCAGAAGGAGCUACGGAAUCUGUCAAGAACGCAAUGGGCAUGAACAAAUGAAAAUUAUAAACUCUAUAAUUUUUUAUUAAUCUUUUUUUGUGCUUUAAUUGAAGAAGAGCUGAUUAUUGUUCUUGUUCCUUCAACAAUGAAGAGUGCUCCCAAAUAGAUGGAGCUGUAAGAGCGAACCUCAAUCAAUAAAAGUUUUCUAGUAGCAACAGAAUAUUAUUUUA